UUGGCAAAAAAUAUUAAUGAUGAACAAGAGCGAUGAGUUGUCCGCCCCUAAGGCUGCUCGCAUCGACCUCGACAUCCAAUUAAGCGAUGAAACUAUGAAUUCGCGUGAAAUUGGUGAUGUGGAGAUGGAUCAAAUCCUUGGUGAAGAGCUUCAGCAAUCAAACAGUUCCUCCAAAAGCUCUUUGGUUGGGGAAGAUGGAGAGAAGAAGAAGAAGAGUGAUGACAACAAACCAACUGAAGAGGCUGAAGAGAAUAAAGGUAAGCUUCCCCGCGUCAAGAAGGUGGAGGUGGUGGUUUCACCUCCACCAACUCCGGCAGCAGCAGCCGAGUGCGCUGCCACUCCGGGGGCUGACGACAAGGAGAAGAAAGGUUGAUGAGAGGUAGAAGGACAUAGAAUCUGUUGCAACUAAAUAAUUAAGAUACUAAUAAUAAUAUAGUAGUACUAUGUUGCACCUACAAGAUUAAGAUACUAGAGUUUUAAUUAAGUGAUUGUUGUAAAAUAGGAGUAUGUUAUACGAAAACUACACAUGUUUGAAUAAGUGAUUGUUGUAAAAUAGGAGUAUGUUGUAUGAAAACUACACAUGUAUUGAUAUAAUAUUA
Molecule: messenger RNA, 599 nt
Organism: Salvia hispanica
Lineage: Eukaryota; Viridiplantae; Streptophyta; Magnoliopsida; Lamiales; Lamiaceae
Source: RefSeq, a predicted model, not a curated record